AUGCCCGACAUGCACACCGUUUUCCAGCAAUCGGCCUCGCCUCCCAAGGUCGAUCUCGCCAGCGCCAACUCCCAGCUCUUCCGAGUCCCCUCCUCCACCUCCGCAUCCUCCUCGCUCUACUCGCUCUCCGUCAGUCGCAAACGUCCUCGUCGCGACACGGAGAAGCUGUCCUCCAAGUUCGAAUUCGAAGCCUCCUCCGAAGUCGCCAGCGCCUCGCCGCUUAUCACCACCGACUUGCGCCAACCAAGCGGCGGUGAAGACUAUCUCACCUCCGCCGAAUUCGACUAUCGUCCGAAUCGAUACCGCGAGUCCUUCCUGCCGCCGUCACUGAAUGGCAGCGUCGACACACUAGUUCCAGAGGGCAACUGCCGCAAACGCAGUCGGCGUGAUUCCAACAUCGCCUCGCCCACGGCCGAUGGCCCAAGUCCAAGCCCAGCCACGCGCGUGGGCUGGGGUCGAACGGUGAUCAACGUAGUGGGCAAGGUGCUGGAUCUAUGCUGGUCUGGCGCAUUCCGAGGCUUCUAUGCUGGCGGGGGACAGGGCUAUGAUAUGCAAGCCGGCUCGCCGCCACAACCACCGUUCAACCCCGGCUGGCAAGCAAGUACCAGUUCCUCUGUAGAAAAAGACUUUAUCUUCCGAACACCCAUCCCCGGCCAAUAUCCCGACGAAGAUAUCGACCGGAGCUGGGUGGUCGUCCCAUCUGAGCCUACCGAUCCAUUCAAUGGUGGCUACGAUGGCAGCACCGACAGUCCGUCCGCUUUACGAGCCCGUCGGAUUCAUCAGGCGUCCAGCCCUCGUCGACGACAAGCAGUCAUGCCUCGUAUGGCUAAGCGACCAAACCUGUCUGUACGACCAUCGACCCCGACCAAAAGUACUGCUCUCCCAUCGCCUCGAUCACAAAAUGGUCCCGGAUCAGCCGAAAUGCAAAAAUACGCUGCACGGAUGCGCCGCAAGGAGCGCGAGGAAGACGCCAGUAUCCAGCGAUUGAAUAAGCAGCUUCAAGCAAUGAUCCGAGAAGGCAAGCAAGCCUUGGGAACUACCGUGGAGGUUGAUGACUUGGACAUGGAUUUCCAGUCGGACUAA
Penicillium argentinense is the source of this 1083-nucleotide messenger RNA. RefSeq lists its product as uncharacterized. The transcript has a single exon. The record is from RefSeq and is a predicted model, not a curated record. The coding region runs from base 1 to 1083 and encodes 360 amino acids. Lineage: Eukaryota; Fungi; Ascomycota; Eurotiomycetes; Eurotiales; Aspergillaceae.